GCGGUUAUGGACCAGGGGGCCGGCGCCGGGCAGCAGCGGGAUCGCGGCCGCCUCGGCGCGCCGUCCUCAGGGACGCGGGCCCCGGGGACGCCCUGGGCACGCUUCUCGGCCUGGCUGGAGUGCGUGUGCGUGGUCACCUUCGACCUGGAGCUGGGCCAGGCACUAGAGCUGGUGUACCCCAGCGACUUCCAGCUCACAGACAAGGAGAAAAGCAGCAUCUGCUACCUGUCCUUUCCCGACUCCCACUCAGGCUGCCUCGGGGACACGCAGUUCAGCUUUCGCAUCCGUCAGUGUGGAGGGCAGAGGCGCCCCGGGCACGUGGGUGAGAAGCGCAGCGACAGUUGGGCUCCCGCGUCUCUGCAGGCAGGUGAAGGACAGUUCCAUGAAGCGGGGCUACUUCCAGAAGUCGCUGGUGCUGCUGUCCCGCCUGCCCUUCGUCCGGCUGUUCCAGGCACUGCUGGGCCUGGUGGCCCCCGAGUUCUUCGACAAGCUGGCGCCCUGCCUGGAAGCAGUCUGCAACGAGAUCGACCAGUGGCCGGCGCCUGCGCCGGGGCAGACCCUGAACCUGCCCAUCAUGGGAGUCGUCCUCCAGGUGGGGGCUGGCGGCUGGCGCGGGGGCCCGUGCGUGUGGCCCACCCCGCCGGCAGCUGCUCCCUUGGUCCACAGGUGCACAUCCCACUGAGAGCGGACACGCCUGAGCCCGGGCCUCCGAAACAGAGCAGCCACGAGACCCUGCUGCCAGCCCCGGUGGUCCUCCCCAGCGUCCACGAGCUUGACCUGUUCAGGUGCUUCCGGCCCGUGCUGGCCCACGUGCAGCUGCUGUGGGAGCUGAUGCUCCUCGGGGAGCCCCUGCUGGUCCUGGCGCCCUCGCCGGCUGUGUCCUCGGAGAUAGUCCUGGCAUUGACCAGCUGCCUGCAGCCCCUCAAGUUCUGCUGUGAUUACCGCCCCUACUUCACCAUCCACGACAGCGAGUUCAAGGAGUUCACCACGCGCACGCAAGCCCCACCAAACGUGGUCCUGGGAGUCACAAACCCUUUCUUUAUCAAAACACUCCAGCAUUGGCCCCACAUUCUCCGAGUCGGGGAGCCCAAGAUGUCAGGGGACCUUCCCAAGCAGGUCAAACUGAAAAAGCCCUCGAGGCUGAAGACCCUGGACACCAAGCCAGGCCUCUACACCGCGUACACGGCCCACCUCCACCGAGACAAGGCCCUGCUCAGACGGCUGCUGAAGGGCCUGCAGAAGAAGCGGCCGUCUGAUGUGCAGACGGCGGUGCUGAGGCGGCACCUCCUGGAGCUCACCCAGAGCUUUAUCGUCCCUUUGGAGCACUACAUGGCCAGCCUCAUGCCGCUGCAGAAGGGCAUCGUGCCCUGGAAGACUCCUCCCCAGAUCCGCCCCUUCCGCCAGGAUGACUUCCUACAAAGCCUGGAGCGCGCGGGGCCCCAGCUCACCUGUGUCCUCAAGGGUGACUGGCUGGGCCUCUACAGGUGGGCGGCCCAUCGGCGGGGUCCAGGGCUCCUGCGGCCAGUGGGCGCACACACCCACCCGUCAGCCCACGGGAGCCCACAGCCACCACCCCCCUGCCCCGACAGGCGGUUUUUCAAGUCCCCCCAUUUUGACGGGUGGUACCGGCAGCGUCACAGGGAGAUGACCCAGAAGCUGGAGGCCCUUCACCUCGAGGCCAUCUACAGCCUGUCGUCCGCACAGAACAUCGAGAUCUGGAUGAAGGACAAGUCCGAGGUGGAGGUCGUGGAUCUGAUCCUGAAACUUCAGGAGAGACUGGUUCGGGCACAGGGCCACCAGCUGCCCGUGAAGGAGGCAACACUGACGCGGGCACGGCUGUACAUUGACACGGCCAUCGGCUCCCUGCCCAAGGACCUGCAGGCCGUCCUGUGCCCUCCCUAGGACGGUGCCCGUGGGCCGUGGCCAGGGUCUGGCCGAGCUGCUGCCCUCCCCCGCCCUCCCCAACAAGCUCCCUGCUGCCCGCCACCUGGCACCGCUGUCAUCCAGCAGUAAAGGUGGCAUUUGGAACCGCAGCCUGGACCCUGACUGUUGGCAGCUCCUGUGCUCACCCCACCCUGGGCCCCACCUGCCCGCUCUGAGGUCUUAGGCGAGUGGGGAGGCGGCACGCUGUGAGCCCUGGCUGAUCUGAUCUGGGCCAAGGCCACCCACCCCCUCCAGACGCCCAUCUGCCCGCACCCUGCAGGCCUGGGCAUUGCCUUUGAUGCGCCCCUUAGACCCACCAGGACGCCGGCUCAGGACAGAAGACAGAAGGAGGUGGCUGCCAGGCAGACGCCUCCCUCACACAGGCGCGCGCCCCCCCCCUCCCCCCCACCUUCUUGCCUGGAGGGGAAUCUUGCCUCCAGUCCUCGCCUGGGGGCAGAGGAGCCGCUUCGCCCGGAGGAGUGCUGCCCUGUGGGUUCCACUCGAGGGACACCCUGCUGGGCACCCCUCCGGCGCUCGGCCCUGCCCACCCCAGGCUCACAGGCGCUCCAGUGGCCCCCUGUGUGUCCAUCGGCCCCCGCAGGCAAAAGAGGAUCUUGAACUCUAGCUAGACCCUGCAGCUAGAGCCCUCCCCAGCCUCCAGAGUUUUAGGGCCCCAGGCUCCUUGACAAGGAGUGAAAGGCACCCUGAAGUCCCACGCCCCCGUGGGACACGGUGGAGCACUGGACCCAGGCCCGACCAGUGCUGUCAGCUGCGCCCAGAGGGAAGCUUGGUCAGCCGGGGCAGGGAGGGGCGGGGCGAGGCCUGGACUCAGAGUCCCAGGCCUUCGGGAGGACCCAGACUCCCAGCGAAGCAGCCCAAGGCUGCACGGGAGAGGCUCCCUGAGGGCCGAGUGGGGUGUGGCCCAGCAGGAGGGGGCGCCUCCUGUCUCCUCUGGAGCACCCGCCCCCAGGGCCGGGCCGCACCACUGCUCCCCAGCAGGGGAGAGGGUGGCGCCCCCAGAUGGCAGAGGCACUGGUCUCAGAACCACUGAUGUCCGCUUGUUCCCCCUGAGCACCACCUCGGGCAGCCUGGCGUGUGGCUGCAGGUGGAAGAGAGUGAGGCCUUCAAGAGAGGGGGACCUGGUGGAUGCAAUGCCCCCGCAGCCCGCCGCUCUGGGCCAGGGCAGCCAGGCUCGGGGUGCGCCCCGCCAUCACUGCGGCACGUUGCCCAGUCUCCUCCCUCCGUUUUCGGAAGGUGAUGGCAUGUGCUGGAGGGCAGCCUCAACCAGGGCUGGGCUGCGAGGGCGCGCCGGGGUAUCCUUGACCCCCCAGACUUCUGCCUCCAGCAGUCCCGGCAGGCACCACCAGAUGCCCCUGGAUGCCGGCGCCCUUCCUCCAGCACCGCUUGAGUCCGCGCCACGGCCCCUCAGCAGCUUGUCCCCCUGGUGGGGGGUGCGGGGGAGGGCUGCCUGGCAGGGUGGGCAUCACUGCCCACGGCAGGCUCCAACGCUGACGGCCUCUGGGCAGAGCACAGCCUGGCGUGGGGUCCUGCCAGCUCCAUCCUCCCCCCCGGAAGCUCCCUGGUUCUCUCAGGAUCAGGUCAGCUCUGGCUGGGCUGAGCUUCUGUCCCUCCCCAGGGCCAGGGACGGACGGUGAGGAGGGAGGAAAGGUCAGCAGGGUCAAAAGAGGCCAACGCACCACCGACCAGGGCCCUGUGCACAGCCAGGCCUGGAGGGCAGGAAGCAGUGGUCCACGGGGGCUCCGCGGUCAGCCAGUGUGGGAGGCCUUCUGCUUCAGGAGGUUGUGUGUGGGUCUGGAGUGGUGGCCAGGGAUGGGCGUGGGACGACAGUGGGCUGAUCCAGGGACAGGAAGGACAGUCUUCACCCUCAAGCUUCCUGCAGGCUAUUUAAAGCCUCCCUUUUAGUCUAGGAUGGGGGCCUUCCCACAUCUUUGGUAUUAAAGUGUCUGUGAUACAAU
This is a messenger RNA of Dama dama (fallow deer), 3899 nucleotides long. It is a transcript of the gene DENND6B, whose product is annotated as DENN domain containing 6B. Lineage: Eukaryota; Metazoa; Chordata; Mammalia; Artiodactyla; Cervidae. Gene Ontology annotation, molecular function: guanyl-nucleotide exchange factor activity. Gene Ontology annotation, cellular component: recycling endosome. Bases 7 to 1902 code for a protein of 631 amino acids. The record is from RefSeq and is a predicted model, not a curated record. The transcript has 18 exons.